Molecule: messenger RNA, 566 nt
Organism: Dissoconium aciculare CBS 342.82
Lineage: Eukaryota; Fungi; Ascomycota; Dothideomycetes; Mycosphaerellales; Dissoconiaceae
Exons: 1
Source: RefSeq, a predicted model, not a curated record
AUGAGCACUAGCGAUCACAACUACGAGGACACGGAUCUGAGCCACCCAGCGUGGAUGGCCCGCCUUGACGAAGCGCACGUUCAAUUCGUCCGCAACCUUGACUUGAUCAAGCCGAAGACACGCCCAGCUGUCGAAAUCUCUGAGUGGGACUCUUCGACAGGAAAAUACCGAUUCGUCCCAAUGAACCAAGUCGACUACGGCAUGAUUGAACACGCCCACCCAGAUGCUGUCUGCCUGCUAUGGGAGGAGUGUCGACAGCAUCCAGACAUGUACCUCGACCUCACAAACGUUACGUGGGACAUGCUCCCAGACAUACUCGAAGGCGCAUUGUCUAUUGUAGACGGCAUGGAGGGCGACUCAAAGGAGUGGAACGACUUGCGACGCAGAAUCGCGUCGAACGCCGCGGUCCUCGACGACAAUCCAGAGGCGGCGACUGCUGCAUACUCAAAACCACGUCACAUUCUGGCCCUUCAUAACACCACCUUUGAAGGCGGCUUGGCAUACAACUUCGCGUCGGGACCCCUCCGUCCAUGCGAACCGAACGGCAUCAUCUUGACUUGGUACUG